AUGGAAAAGAGAACUUUGAAAUACUUUCUAGAUAAUAAAAAUUUCACAAAGCUGCCGCAGAAGCGCCAAAAAAAGAAGGAAAGCAUACUGCAGGUCGUGAACGACCAAAUAGUCAUAAGUUUAGAUGCACCUGGCCUUUUGAAGAAGAAAUCGUGACAUCAUAUACGUACAUGAAGAACAAGGGAAAUAGAAAGAGAUGGAAUAGGGAGGAGAAUGAUCUUUUCUACAGUGCUUUGGAGUGCUGUGGCCUUGAUUUUUCAAUUAUGAAUCUUCUUUUUCCAGAUCGCACAAGAAGUAAUCUGAAGGACAAAUACAAAAGAGAAUCAAAAGUUAAUACCCACAAAAUAGAGGAUGUGCUGAAUAGCUACAAGGGAUUUAACGUUGAGAAAUUUGAGAAGCUUAAAUCAUUUCUCAAAAAGCCUUUAGGGCCCGAUCAGGCAAGUGAAUGUGCGGAUGAGAUAGAAAAAUGA
Messenger RNA from Vittaforma corneae ATCC 50505, 470 nucleotides. RefSeq lists its product as uncharacterized. The coding region runs from base 171 to 470 and encodes 99 amino acids. Gene Ontology annotation, cellular component: transcription factor TFIIIB complex. Lineage: Eukaryota; Fungi; Microsporidia; Nosematidae. Gene Ontology annotation, molecular function: TFIIIC-class transcription factor complex binding. Gene Ontology annotation, biological process: RNA polymerase III preinitiation complex assembly. The transcript has a single exon. The record is from RefSeq and is a predicted model, not a curated record.